This is a messenger RNA of Neoarius graeffei (lesser salmon catfish), 1520 nucleotides long. It is a transcript of the gene rab19, whose product is annotated as ras-related protein Rab-19. Gene Ontology annotation, cellular component: trans-Golgi network. The record is from RefSeq and is a predicted model, not a curated record. Gene Ontology annotation, molecular function: GTP binding; GTPase activity. Bases 527 to 1228 code for a protein of 233 amino acids. The transcript has 5 exons. NCBI's taxonomy places the organism in Eukaryota, Metazoa, Chordata, Actinopteri, Siluriformes, Ariidae.
GGGGUGGAUGAAUGAAUACGAAGACGGUCUUACGCACUUGGACAGUAUUAACGUCAUAGCUUAUUACAUAAAGAAACUUCCUGGGACCGAAGGUAAUAUAUCGGUUAUCACUCUAAGUUGUUGGAUGGGUUUUUUGCCCCCUCUGAGAUUUAAUGCUUCCAAUGCAGGACCUUAAAAUUAUUAUCAUCACUGUAUGUUUACUGGAUUACUUGGUGUGAGGAGAUGAUGGUGAGAAAACUGAAUGGGUUUUUAACAAUUUUUAUUUUAUUUAUUUUUUGGUUAGUCAGGAUCUGCUGUAAUUCUUGGUCUCAGUUGUUGAGAGUAUUGAAUACAGUUGUGAAAGCUGAGCUCCUGCUUGGCGUGUAAGAACAAAAGGCUGUUAGAACGAGACAAGGCGUGCUUCACUAAGCUACGUGUUUACAUGCUGAUUUGCUGACCAAAGGUCCCCUCCCAAGACACUAAAAUUGAAAAUGUCUGUGUAUUUCUGUUUUCACUUCACAAGCUUUGCAAAAACCAACUCCAGGACAUGCAGUGGUGCAAAUGGGCCGGCAAAUGGAAAUCUCACCUGCCAGGACAGUCCACAGGAGCACAGGAAGAGGAUGCUUGUGAUUUCCUAUUUAAAAUUAUCUUCAUUGGAGACAGCAACGUGGGAAAAACAUGCAUCAUCCACAGCUUCCAGUCUGGAGAGUUCAGAGACCAGCAGCAUAACACUAUUGGUGUAGACUUCACUGUGCAUACCAUGGAUAUAGACGGCAAGAGGGUGAAGAUGCAGAUAUGGGACACAGCAGGCCAGGAGCGUUUCCGCACCAUCACACAGAAUUACUACCGCAGUGCCCAUGGGGCUAUGAUCGCCUAUGACCUGACACGCCGUUCCACCUUUGACUCACUACCUCACUGGAUACAUGCAGUAGAACAGUAUGGAGUUGCCAAUGUAGUCUUUGUACUCAUAGGUAAUAAGUGUGACCUGCAGCCUCACCGACAGGUGUUGUUUGAGGAUGCCUGCACUCUGGCUGAACAGAAAGGUGCACUGGCUGCUCUGGAGACAUCUGCUAAGGAGAACCAUAACGUACAAGAAGCCUUUGAGCUAAUGGCACGGGAGCUGAUCGUACGAAAUGGAGGCAUAGUCCCACAGGAAGCCCUGUCAGAUUCCCCAAAUCUCCUUCUAUACUCUGAGACUCACCCAAUCGAAGAAGUGGAGUCCCUAGAAAAGAAGUCUUGUGACUGCUGAAAUAUUGGGUUUUAAUUAAAGGAAUGGUGUUCUUUCAGAGAUGCCUUUAAGACUUCUAAAACAUUCUCCAAGCCCAAACAUUAACCACAUUAAUACAAGGGUUCAGAGGAGAAACAGCAACACACACACUCCAUUUUCAAACACUUAUUACAUGCGGUCACAUGUAUACAGCAAACGGGGGCAUGUAUGUAUGUAUUGUGUGCAAUAUGAUAGUUUAACAAAUUGUAACUUAUAAAUUAACUUAAACUGUGUUCUUUUCCCAUGUUAAUGAGAAAUAAAGUGGAGAAAUUAA